This is a messenger RNA of Stegodyphus dumicola, 588 nucleotides long. Its product is annotated as coronin-6-like. NCBI's taxonomy places the organism in Eukaryota, Metazoa, Arthropoda, Arachnida, Araneae, Eresidae. Gene Ontology annotation, molecular function: actin filament binding. The record is from RefSeq and is a predicted model, not a curated record. Gene Ontology annotation, biological process: actin filament organization.
CGGUAAUCGUAAUUUGUUGUGUAGGUGUGGGCUGUCGGCAUAAGUUGUUUACUAUGAUAAACAUUCCACAUUAAUUAGUGGACUAGUAACGUCUGCUCCAAUUGCUGUACAGUAUUAAGCACAAAAAUGUCAUUUCGAAUAGUACGAAAUAGCCGUUUUCGACAUGUAUUUGCUCAACCAUCCAAGAGAGACAAUUGCUAUGACAAUAUAAAAAUUACUAAGAGUUCAUGGGAUUCUAAUUUUUGUGCUGUAAAUCCAAAAUUCUUAGCCAUAGUUAUUGAAGCUGCUGGAGGAGGUGCCUUCUUGGUUAUUCCUUUACAGAAGACUGGACGUAUAGAUGUGAAUUAUCCUCUAGUCACUGGUCACAAAGGAGCAGUCUUAGAUAUAGCAUGGUGUCCAUUUAAUGACAAUGUCAUAGCAAGUGCCAGUGAGGAUGGAAUUGUGCGUGUGUGGUGCAUACCUGAAGGGGGAUUGAGUCGAACAUUAACUGAGCCUGCAGUUGAAUUGUGUGGUCAUCAAAGAAGAGCAAGCAUUGUAUUAUGGCACCCAUCUGCAAAUAAUAUUCUUCUCAGUGCAGGUAUAUUUUAA